This is a messenger RNA of Galeopterus variegatus (Sunda flying lemur), 2922 nucleotides long. RefSeq names its product centrosomal protein of 85 kDa. Bases 238 to 1377 code for a protein of 379 amino acids. The transcript has 11 exons. The record is from RefSeq and is a predicted model, not a curated record. Gene Ontology annotation, cellular component: centrosome. NCBI's taxonomy places the organism in Eukaryota, Metazoa, Chordata, Mammalia, Dermoptera, Cynocephalidae.
CAGAAUGGAGCCGUCUGCCACCAUCCUGCUGCUUUUGCUCCUUCACUGCCCAUCUUAGAGCCAGCACAGUGGAUCAGCAUCUUAAACAGUAAUGAACACCUUCUAAAGGAAAAGGAGCUCCUCAUUGACAAGCAGAGGAAACACAUCAAUCAGCUGGAGCAGAAAGUGCGAGAGAGUGAACUACAAGUCCACAGUGCCCUUCUAGGCCGCCCUACCCCCUUUGGGGAUGUCUGCUUGAUGAGGCUGCAGGAAUUGCAGCGAGAGAACACUUUCUUACGUGCACAGUUUGCACAGAAGACAGAAGCCUUGAGCAAAGAAAAGAUUGAGCUUCAAAAGAAGCUCUCUGCUUCAGAAGUUGAAGUCCAGCUCAUCAGGGAGUCACUCAAAGUGGCAUUGCAGAAGCAUUCAGAGGAGGGGAAAAAACAGGAAGAAAGGGUCAAGGGUCGUGAUAAACAUAUCAAUAAUUUGAAAAAGAAAUGUCAGAAGGAAUCAGAACAGAACCGAGAGAAGCAGCAGCGUAUUGAGACCUUGGAGCGCUACCUGGCUGACCUUCCUACACUGGAAGACCAUCAGAAGCAGAGCCAGCAGCUUAAGGAUUCUGAGAUGAAGAGCACAGAGCUGCAGGAGAGAGUGACUGAGCUGGAGAGAUUGUUGGAGGAGACCCAGGCAACUUGCAGAGAGAAGGAGGUUCAACUGGAAAGCCUGAGACAGAGAGAAGCAGAAUCCGUCUCUACUAGACAUAGCCUGCAAGAUAAGCAGUCUGUGGAGGAGGCCAGUGGUUCAAAAGCAGAAAUGGAGUCCUGGCAGAAGGAAUGUGACUCCCUCCGAAAGAUUGUAGAGAAGCAACAGCAGAAGGUGGAUCAAUUGCGCUCGCAAGUACAGAGUCUAGAGCAGGAAGUGGCUCAAGAAGAAGGAACAAGCCAGGCCCUGAAAGAGGAGGCCCAGCGAAGGGAGACAGCCCUGCAGCAGCUGCGCACAGCCGUGAAGGAGCUUUCAGUGCAAAACCAGGACCUAAUUGAGAAGAAUCUGACACUCCAGGAACACCUGCGCCAGGCCCAACCAGGGUCUCCAUCUUCACCGGACACAGCUCAGCUGGCACUUGAACUGCAUCAGGAGUUAGCCAGUUGCCUUCAAGAUCUGCAGGCUGUCUGCAGCAUUGUGACCCAGAGGGCCCAGGGCCAUGACCCCAACCUCUCCCUGCUCCUGGGCAUUCACUCGGCACAGCACCCAGACACUCAGCUAGAUUUGCAGAAGCCAGAUGUGAUCAGGAGGAAACUAGAAGAGGUUCAACAGCUGCGUCGUGACAUCGAGGACUUAAGGACCACCAUGUCAGACAGAUACGCCCAGGACAUGGGAGAAAACUGUGUCACACAGUGAGGAAUGCUAGGGGUGGGACAGGCUGUAUUCCCCCAGGGAGGCUCUGGGCUGCUGAGAGCCUAGUCCAGCAGGUUCCUGUCCUGACAAUCUCUUGUCUCCUGUCUACUGCUAUUCCCAGAGAGGAGGCUGAGAGAAGAUGAGAGCCUGCAUCUGGGGGCCAAGGGCUGAUUAAGGGACUGUGCCUGCCCUGCCCCACACUGGCUUUGCCUUGUUAAAUUUCAUUUGUCCUGUUUUCCUAACUCACCCUUUGAGGGUGAGUUACUAAUUAACUGUUGCAGGUACAACUGAUAAGUCCCUCACAAACUGUUCCCAGCCCUAGGCUGACAUCAGAGGCAAACAGGCUGCAUACCUCCCUUUUCCAUCCUCUAGGAUAGACCCUCGUUCAUUGCCACUCCAUACUUUGAUCCUGCUGAUGCCCAGAGCUUUUUAGAGGGGCCUGGAAAGCCUGAGUACUGGUAACUGUGGCCAUUUGAGAAUUCUCAAGCCCCACGUGCCAGCCUACUUGUGAACUGAACUGGCUUUCUGGGUUUUCUCAGGCCCGGUCCCAUUGCUUUUUCCUCAGGGCUGUUGUACUCGCAGAAGCCUCAGGGUGAUCUGUUCAUUAGCAGAGUACCCGCUAGGAUUGGGGACCUAGGUAUUACAGCCAGGGCUCCUUAAUCUGCCUACCAUGCCAUUUUCUUUCGCUGCCCUGGAGCCCUGGCCAUGUGGUUAGCACAGCUCCCUUCUCCUUUGUUCUCAGGCCUUCCAGGUAUCCCUCUUCUAGGGCCUGGAGUGCAAACUCUUCUCUGUGGUUCUGGGCUUGGGCAAAAUUUUUUCCUAGAAGGCCACAGGGCAACUAUCAAGCUGCUCACCUGUUUCUCCAGGGAGGGAGCCUAUGCCCAGCCCUCUGAUUUGUGCCUCUCCUAUGUUGGGGGUGGGAGGUCCUUUCUCUUUCCUGCUGUGGCCUCCUUGAAAUUUCAUAGUACCUAGUACAGGUCAGCUUUAAGAUACAGCUUUUGGUGUUUUCUGGGUUUUGUUUGUUUUCCUGGGGCCUUUGGACCCUCAGCUUUCUGGUUUUUCUUGCCUCCUGGUUUAAGGAGCAUCUCACAGUUGUUUGUCUCUGGUUGUUGCGCCAGCCCCAGGUCUCCUCUAGAUCUGGAGCCAGGCCAGGCAGGGGCCGUGUGUGAGUGUGGGGGAGCACCAAGCAGUUCAGGAGCCCGGAGUCAGCCACUACAAGGUUCUUGCUAUGCUUUGGGCUGUUGGCAGCAUCCUGGACCUCACUCCUGGGCCUGAAUGAGGCUCUUUCUUAAGUGUUUUUAGAAGUUUGUGUUUUAUUUAUGGAGUGACUUAUCUCUUCCAUUCAAAGCUGCCCCACCCAUCCAUGUGCUCAGCCUCUGGGCUCCUGCCUCCUAAAAGCAGAGCUGCCUGGUUGGUCUCCACCCAGUGUUGGGAGCCCAGCCACUAUGCUCAUGGGUAUUUUUCCUCAUAAAGUUUAUAAGCAGUUAUUUAUAUGAAUCUUUGUUAUGUCAACUGGUUUGUAUUGCCUAUUUUGAUUACAAAAUAAAA